This is a messenger RNA of Trypanosoma theileri, 1443 nucleotides long. RefSeq lists its product as uncharacterized. Lineage: Eukaryota; Euglenozoa; Kinetoplastea; Trypanosomatida; Trypanosomatidae. The record is from RefSeq and is a predicted model, not a curated record. The transcript has a single exon. The coding region runs from base 1 to 1443 and encodes 480 amino acids.
AUGUGUGAUGGGGCACCAGCCUCUGUGAAAGCGAUUGGAUGGGCCUCUGUUCCCGGUCACUUGAUGCCACAGCAUGAUGGAGCACAGUUGAUUCUACUGCAUGCGUGGGAUAAGGAUACAGCACUGCGGACUGCGGCAUCGAGGGAAAACAAUGCGAAGACAUCCAUCGUGGUGGAUGAACAAACUGCGCUCCACUGCCUGUCACCCGCUGUAGUUGUGCAAAAAUCGCUUGAGGCAAUCAUGGAGAGUAAAGUCACACGUGAUACACUUAAUUAUAAAUUAGAGACAAUGGUUCUGGAUCUACCGACAGUGGCAGGGAAAACACCAUCAAUAUCAGCAGUGGCACAACAGCACAACAGUUCCCCUUCCAAAUCAUCAUCACAUGCGAAGAAAGAAGCCGAUAUUUCGUCACCACCACCACCAGCGGCCCCAACAACAGAAGCGGAGAUGGAAGCUAACUCCGUGAAUGGAGCUGAAGAAGCGACCCAAAGUCGUGCAAAUGCUGUUGCAGAAUAUGCCCUUGAACGGUUAAACCACCAUCAAGCAGAAGCUCUCGUAUUAGGUUCUGGGAAUAGUACGGCCGGUAAAAGCAUUCUGGUGGGUCACGUAAGCAAGGCUAUACUCAGUACUGUACGUCAAACACACCCUCUAUGGUUUAUUAAAACUGGUGGUUGCACAAUGCGGAUAAAUACCGCAAUGCUGCGAUACGUUGUGGUGCUUGUGCCCCGUCCUGGUGAUGAAGAGUCUCUCGCGAAGGAUUCCCUUGUGGUGCAGUACGCUCUUGAACGGCGUCGAAAAAAGAGCAGUGACACUGUUAGCGUUGUCGUAGUUGCUGAGUAUAAUACACCCCCAGAAGAAGUGGAGCGGUACUCACAAGUGAUAGAAACACUUUUGAAGGAAUUUGAAUCAACCAUAGAAUCUGAAACAUGUGGACAGGAAAAUGAAGAAACUGAUCCUGCAACUCCUCCCUUGCCUCAGAGUAUAGUAGCAGAAAAUAAUACGGUAGCUGAUCUUCCAAAGAAAGAAUCUGUGAUCACGUUGGAAGGGGAAGUCCCGCCUACUGCUGAUGGGCGUGAAGAUGCUGCAGAGGGACAAGAACAGCAGCAAUGGCCAGGGAUUUCAGUGUGUCAACUUAAACCCACAAAACAAGUGUCGGAGCCAACAGUGAUUAAUGUAUCUGGACAGGUAGUGAAGUUUUUACAGCGUUACAAGACGGAUAUUGUUGUUUCCCCCUCUACUCUCCCAGAGGAACUUCAUUUGGCUUUACUCGCCAUGUCAAAACAGCACACUCUGGUUGUGCCAUCUGCUGAGGUAAAAUCACAUUCCAGUAUAUUGAGGACAGUUUUAGCAGCAGCAGCGACAACAACAACAACAACAGCUGCAGCAGAAGCAACCGAGAAGAAUGCGGAAGCGCCUGCUGUAGUGGUCGAAUGUACAGAAUGA